AUGGGCUCCAAUCCGAGAGCGCUCUAUCACCCCAUGAAAAAGCCGAACUUGCCCAAGAGAUUGUUGCGCUCCGGAAAGAUGGGCAAGCUCGUCAUCAGCGCGCGGGCAAAGGAGAGUCCCGAUGACGAGGCGGGGGAUAUCGACGAGGAGCUCGGCUUCAUCAACACGAUCAUGAAUCAGUUGUCUGUUGCGGAGGAUGGAGAAGGAGAGGCUCCGUCCAAGGAAGAUCUACUCAGGAUAUACCUUGGUUUCUAUGCGGAGCGGGAGAUCAAGCUUAGCGUUAAGGUUAAGGGGGAUUUAAAUGUUACUUUACUGUUAUGA
Molecule: messenger RNA, 321 nt
Organism: Aspergillus terreus NIH2624
Lineage: Eukaryota; Fungi; Ascomycota; Eurotiomycetes; Eurotiales; Aspergillaceae
Exons: 3
Coding region: 1-321 (106 amino acids)
Source: RefSeq, a predicted model, not a curated record